Molecule: messenger RNA, 300 nt
Organism: Emiliania huxleyi CCMP1516
Lineage: Eukaryota; Haptophyta; Isochrysidales; Noelaerhabdaceae
Exons: 1
Coding region: 1-300 (99 amino acids)
Source: RefSeq, a predicted model, not a curated record
AUGCUCGGCGACACGAUCCUGAGCGAGUGCUCCACGCCGCCCCAGACCCGGCUAGCUCACAAGCCUCCGCCUGCGCCGCUGCGAGAGCACCGACUGGCGUGGCGGAUGGAUGGGCCGUUGCCUGAUCUGGUGCCUGCUCCAGCUUCGGCGCCGGCGGCAAGCUCGACUGCCGCUGGUCACCUCGCGUCGCAGCGGGUCCUGCGCCCGCGCCUGAGCAACUGGGAACCCGCCUCCCGGACCCGGUCGUCGCUCCUAUCGCACUCGGUCUCGCACGACUCCCUGGCUGAGUGCUCGGGCUGA